Meriones unguiculatus (Mongolian gerbil) is the source of this 10773-nucleotide messenger RNA. Its product is annotated as protein NYNRIN-like. The record is from RefSeq and is a predicted model, not a curated record. The transcript has 2 exons. Gene Ontology annotation, biological process: DNA integration; virion assembly. NCBI's taxonomy places the organism in Eukaryota, Metazoa, Chordata, Mammalia, Rodentia, Muridae. Gene Ontology annotation, molecular function: nucleic acid binding; RNA-DNA hybrid ribonuclease activity. The coding region runs from base 3654 to 4931 and encodes 425 amino acids.
AGUUUGGGGAGUGUUGGCCUGAACAGUGUGAAAGGGAAAGCCAGAGGAGGGACAUUCCUUUCUGUCUGAAAACUCCCCCUCCUCUGGGAACGCUCCCACCAGCCAAACAGCAGGGCAUGUAACAGAAAGCCUGGGCAGAAAGGCCCGAUAAAUGCACAGGACGGAAGCACCCUGGAAGAAGCAUGGGUUUUUAUUUUUUUACUCAACAAUCCCAGUUUUACACAUGCACAGGUGUGGGAGAUAGCAAACGGUUGACUCCUGUCUGUGCCCAGCACUUCCAGGCAGAGGGUCAGCGUGCAUGGGGUGGGGGGUCUUAUUUCGUGACUUUGUUUCUUGCACAGUUUCAGUCUCCUGCAAGGGAACUGCAGCAUACUGGGAAAUUGUUACUCACUGGGAAACAGAUCUCAUCGCCGUCAAAGGAAAGAAGGCGGCGGCUGUUGUUUGGUUCUGUGAGGUCAGAAUUCUCGUUUACUCUGUUCGUCGCCUGUUUUCUUCUUGUUUUAAGCUUGCUGUUAAACCUGAGCACUGUUCAGCUGAGCACAGUGUCACUGUUCUCCAUCCCCUGGAGGCGGAGCUUCCCCUCCCCUGGCAGUCUUUGCUUCUGUUGGUUCUUAUGGCAUUGUCUGCAGACAGGUCUCCCUCCACACCCGUUUUUCUUUUCUUUUUGAGAUUGUAAUUGUGCCAUUUCUUCCCAAUCCCUCUCCUCCAUCCAAACAUGCCCAUACACAGCUCUUCCUCUGUUUCAAAUCCGAGUUCUUUUUCAUUAGUCAUUUCUACAUGCAUGUAUGUUUAUAUACGUUAUAUGCACAUAUCACUACUUGAGGCUGUUCAUCGACUUUGUCACUGUGGUCAGCACCUUCUCUGGGAGCUGAAACUAUGUCUUGUAGUCUCUCAGUGGGCACCUCCCUAGAGUCCACCCACUUCUUGAAGUAGGAUCAGAAGGGACCCCUGAUGUCACUUUGGAACAGAGUUAUGUGUCUCCUUCCUGCUGAGUAGUUUUCACCAUGCGGGAGGUUGCCUCUGCGGUAGACAAGUUAUCAGGAUCUUACUGCCGUGGACUCUGCAUGCUACAAAAAUUACCUGCCAGGCAAGGUGAACCCAUUGGUACAACAGUGGCAUACAUACUACGGUAGUGACUACCACUUUUGAUUCAAUUUGAGGGAAUUUACAGGUAGUGCUGCAAAACAUGCACUUCCGGUGCAGGGUCCGUACUGCUCCCUCCCCCAAAGUGACUCACAGACCGCGGUUUGAUGCAAAAGCAAGAGGCAGUUUAUUCCGAUCGAAAUGGGGGUCGUCCCUUCAAAGCAGGAGACGACCCCGAGCAUACAAAGCACAGAGUUUUUAUUUCAGGCCUUUACAUUGAUUAGUUAGCAGAAAAGAUAGCAGUUAUGCGUUUGGCAGCUAUAGCGGGGAGCUCACAGCUCCAAGGACAGUCCUCCCCUCUUCUCCCAUCUCUUGGUUCCGUAGCAGGCCGCUUACAGCUUUAAGGACAGUCCUCCCCUAAAUUGCCUGACUUUCUCUUUCUUUUUAGCUGGCCCUUAUUCAAGGUCCAGUUGUUUUUCUUUUUAAUUUGGGAUGGUCCCAUUUCUCAGUGCUAUAAACCUGGCCAACCCUUCCCAUGUUUAGGAUGGCUAUGGGCUCCAGGGGAGGAUGUUUUGUUGGUUUGCUAAAUGCAAGUGGAAUCAAACUGCCUUGUGAGUGUUUGUGUUCAUGCCAUUAGUUCAGCACUGUUGUCCGUCUCAGUCAGGCAACUUUCUUUCUGCAGUAGUUACAAGUUGAUGCAGGACUUGGAAUUUGUCCAAAUGUUGAUAAUAAAUUACUACUGAGUGCUCAAACUUGGUGGGUCAUCUGUCUCCCUCCAUGCCAAGGCUCAUGGAAUGUUGUGGAUGAGGGGUGGUCCCAGUGUGAGAGCCAGAGCUGUGUAAUGCCAUCUUCUGGACAUGGCAAUGCCAUUCGCUCACAAACUUGCUGUGUGUAGAGUCACCUGCACAAGAUGGAGCUUGCCAGCAUUUUAGCAUAGACGGGGGUGGGCAUACAAGGCCACUCCUGGCUAAGAGCCCUCGGGGGGGGGGGGUAGCCAAUCCUAGUUAUAGUAAAUAACUCUGAAAUUGUGCCCAUGCAAGGAACCCUACUUAAGCCGAGUGGGUUUCUUUAAGUCAUGAGAAAGAGGAGUUCCAGAAGGGUAUCAGGAAGAUAAAACAUUCUAGAGACAGGGAGAGGGAGCUAGUUGAGAGGAAUGGAGGCACAUAUCAUUAAAGUGCAUUGUAUGUGUGAAGAGUUUAAUUUAGCCAGAAUAUAACUCCAUUUUGAAAUAAAGAUUUUGACUGGGAACUGAAUUCAGGUACCAGGAAAUAUCACAGAGUGUACACCUGGCAGAAAACAAAGUUAACUCUCCUAGCAACAGCCUACAGGAAAUAUAAUAGAAUAAAUGCUUCAUAGAAAAUAGAAACUCCCUGGCAAUAAUCAAUGGGAAUCGGUUAAAAAUCGGGUGGGAAAAUUCUCCCCAAUGUUUCAGAUAUGGUUUAGAAAAAUAGCCAUUGUGAUUAUAUGCCUCAGAAAAGGUCACCCCGCCCUGCUAAACUUCACCCAAUUCGGUAACGCCAAGGCUUGUGCCCCCCUGCUUGCUGCCAUGGAAACCCCCUGCUCACAGACUUUCCCUUUAAAAAUCCUGUUCACUCAGAGCUCGGGGUCCCACUUCUCUACUGCUGCGCCAGUGAGACUUGGGUCCCGAGUUCGAUCGCUCUCGUAAUAAAGCUCUCUUGCAAUUGCAUCGAGUCAUCUCCUGGUGGUCUCUGAGGGUCCCGUGAACCUGGCAUAACAUUUGGGGGCUCGUCCGGGAUGCCUCGGGAUCUCUAGGACUCCUGACCCGGAGAGCUUAGUCCCGCAGGUAAGUGUAAUGUCUUCUAUGUUGUCUGUCUGCUUUAAAUGUUUGUUUGCCUUUAUUCUUUGUUUCUUUUCCUGAAAAGCCUCGAGGUGCUUACGGGAGCAGCCAGAUUAGGUAUGACAGACGUGUUGGGGCCUAGGCUGUGGGGACUUCAAAAGACAUUUUGAUGUCCUGGAAUUUCUGCCUCCUUGGGACCCCUGGGAUAGGGGGACUGGAGUGAGGAUCUGUUUCUGCCUCUGGAGUGAGGAUUGGUUUCCUGGAACUUCUGUGGCAGAGAAGUCCAGGUUUUGUCUGUUUCUGCCUCCUCGGAACCCCUGGGAUAGGGGGACUGGUGUGAGGAUCUGUCUUUACCUCCUCGGAACUCCUGGGAUAGGGGAACUGGAGUGAGGAUCAGUUUUCUGGAACUUCUGUGGCAGAGAAGUCCAGGUUUUCAGUGUUACUUGGUUUCUGCGUGUGAUUAAUUGUUUUUCCCCCCUGUUGGUGUUGUGCCCGGACUUACUGUUUAAUUUUUGUGAUUAAUUGUUUGUGGUUUUGUGUCUACUUGAGAGUGCUUGAUUUUACUUUUGUUCAAAACUGCAGCUGUUUUCGUUUCUCUGAUUUCCCAUGAUGUUAGCCCGGGUAUAGGCUGUAAGUUGUUGCCUUUGGUUUCAUUUUUGUCUGAGACGGCCGGUUCUUUUUGUGCAUGAGUGAUUUACUAUUUGCUGAAAUUGUUCUCCUUACUUCUUCUGCUUUCUCUUGAAUUCUCUUGACGAAUAGACUGACUGACAAUAUGGGACAGACUACUUCCAAACCCCUUGACUUGAUUCUGACUCAUUUUGGAGAGGUUAAAGCUAGAGCUCACGGUCUUUCAGUUGAUGUGAGAAAAGGAAAAAGGAUGACUUUUUGCAGCUCAGAAUGGCCCACCUUCAAUGUGGGCUGGCCACCAGAAGGAACCUUCCACCUUCCCACCGUCUUAGCAGUGGAAGAUAAAGUUUUUCAGAAAGCAUGCGGGCACCCAGAUCAGGUGCCAUAUAUUGUAGUUUGGAAGAACCUGGUGACUCAUCCACCUCCAUGGAUUAAGCCCUUUCUGAUUCCCACUAACAAUUCUCCUUCCAUAAAAUCUCCAGAACCAGAGGUCACUGCUCUGAUGACUGAGACCAAGAAAAAAGACCCCAAAGGUGCCCCUUCAACUCCCUCUGCUCCCCUUCACCCUAUUUUACAGGAUGGAACUCCAGAGGAAGCCAUUUUUCCACCCCCUCCAUAUAGACCUCCUCCCACCCCUCAACCAGCUCCUUCAGUGCUAGACACUUUACCACCAUCUGGCCCGGCGCAGAGGACCCGGAGCUUCCGGGCAGCCUCUCCUUCUGAAGUGACAGAGGCAUAUUCUAUUGUCCUUCCCCUACGGGCCACAGGACCACCAGAUGAUAAUGGCAAUCAACCUCACCAUUAUUGGCCUUUUGCCACAUCAGAUCUUUAUAACUGGAGAACUCAGAAUGCCAAGUUCUCUGACAACCCUAGAGAUUUGAUUGAUCUCCUUGAAACUGUUCUUUUCACCCAUCAGCCCACCUGGGAUGAUUACCAGCAGCUUUUACAGGUUUUGUUUACCACAGAGGAGCGGGGACGUAUUAUUUCAGAGGCACGAAAAAAUGUCCCAGAUGCUACAGGAAUUCCAACUACAAAUCAAGCCUGUAUUGAUGAUUAUUUUUCCUACAGGAGGCCCAACUGGGAUUACAACACGGCUAAAGGUAAGGAGCAUCUCCUAGUCUACCGUCAGGCUCUGUUGGCAGGUCUCAAAGCGGCUGCAAGACGGCCCACUAAUUUGGCCAAGGUAUAUGAUGUCAGGCAGGGAAUGGAUGAAAGCCCAGCCGCCUUCCUGGAGAGAAUUAGUGAAGCCUUUCGCAGAUAUACACAUGUAGAUCCAGAAAAGCCUAAACAUACAGGUACAGUUGCUUUGGCUUUCAUUAACCAGUCUACUCCAGACAUUAAAAAAAAAUUGCAGAAACAGGAAAGAAUAGGACAGAUGACAUUGCAAGAUUUGGUUCAGAUAGAGUGUAUAAUAACACUCUGAGAGAGUGUAUAAUAACAGGGACAGCUCUGAGGAAAAGCAGUUAAAAACGGGAAAGGCUUUAAACCGGGAUCUGGCACAAGUCCUCUUGGCCAACAAUGUUUCGGACCCCAGAGAAAGGAGGCACCAACUUCAGUGGAUAGCUCAAGACAAAGGACCCAAGGGACGAAGCAAACCACCACUGGGUAAGAACCAAUGUGCAUACUGCAAGAAGGAAGGACAUUGAGCUAAAAACUGCCCUCAUAAGGGACCCAGGUCCCAAACUAAGGUCCUGGCUUUGGGGGAAAACUGAGGGGGACGGGGUUCGGAUCCCCUCCCCGAACCUAGGGUAACUCUGAGAGUGGAGGGGAAACCUUUGGACUUUUUAGUAGAUACUGGAGCUCAGCAUUCAGUGCUCCUGAAACCUGAAGGACCAGUCUCAUCAAAAAGGUCUUGGGUCCAAGGGGCCACUGGUAUGAAACAAUAUUCAUGGACUACCCGAAGAAUGGUGGACUUAGGAAAGGGCCGGGUAACCCAUUCAUUCAUGGUAAUUCCAGAGUGUCCUUAUCCCCUGUUGGGGAGGGACCUGCUUACCAAAAUGAAAGCUCAAAUUCAUUUCAAAUCAGAAGGGCCUCAGCUAUUAGAUGAAAAAGGCAACUCAAUACAGGUGUUGACUCUAAAUUUAGCCUCUUAGGCGGAAUAUAGAUUGUUUGAAGAGCCAAUUACCCCCUUAAGUGACUUGCAGACAUGGCUGGCACGAUAUCCCCAAGCCUGGGCAGAAACUGGAGGAAUGGGAUUGGCAAAACACCGACCCCCAGUGUUUGUUGAACUCAAGUCUGGGGCAGAUCCCGUUCGAAUACGUCAAUAUCCCACGCCCCAAGAGGCUCGAAAGGGGAUAACUCCUCACAUUCGAAAACUACUGGCUGAGGGUGCUUUAAGGCCAUGCCAGUCAGCCUGGAAUACUCCCUUACUACCAGUAAAAAAGCCUCAUACAAAUGACUAUCGCCCUGUCCAGGAUUUGAGGGAAGUCAACAAGCGAAUAAUGGAUAUACAUCCAACAGUGCCUAAUCCUUAUACUCUUCUGAGUUCUUUGUCACCUGAGCAGACUUGGUAUACGGUAUUAGAUUUAAAAGAUGCUUUCUUCAGCUUAUUAUUAGCCCCCAAGAGCCAAAAAUAUUUUGCCUUUAAAUGGAAUGACCCCGAGAGAGGGAUAAAUGGACAAUUGACAUGGACUCGUUUGCCACAAGGAUUUAAAAACUCUCCCACCAUCUUUGAUGAAGCCCUCCAUGAAGAUCUGGAUGAAAACAAAGGAGUGGCAAAAGGGGUGCUGACACAAACGUUGGGGCCUUGGAGAAGACCAAUAGCAUACCUGUCUAAGAAACUUGAUCCUGUGGCUGCUGGAUGGCCACCAUGCCUUCGAAUCAUUGCAGCAACUGCACUUCUGGUUAAGGACGCAGAUAAAUUGACACUGGGCCAAAAUCUGAUUGUAACCACCCCCCAUGCCAUAAAAGGGAUACUUAAACAACCACCCGAUCGAUGGUUAAGUAAUGCCCGUAUGACUCAUUAUCAGACUUUGUUAAUUAAUCCUGGUUGAGUCAUUUUUCAGCCCCCUGCCUCCUUGAAUCCAGCAACCCUCCUGCCGGACCCGGAUUUGGAACAGCCUCUGCAUCAAUGUGAAGAAAUUUUGGCCUGAGCACAUGGCAUUCGUGAGGACCUUAAGGAUACACCCUUGCAAAAUGCUGACCACACUUGGUUCACAGAUGGAAGCAGCCUCAUCCAUGAGGGUCAGAGGAGGGCAGGUGCAGCAGUAACAACUGAGACUGAGGUAAUAUGGACUCAACCUCUUCCUCCAGGAACAUCUGCCCAAUGGGCUGAAUUAAUAGCCUUGACCCAAGCUCUGACUAUGGGCAAAGGGCUGGCUAUCAAUGUAUAGUCAUUAUGCCUUUGCCACCGCCCACCUACAUGGAGCUAUAUAUCAGGAGAGGGGACUCCUCACAGCAGAAGGAAAAACCAUCAAAAAUAAGGAGGAGAUCCUUUGGCUCCUAAAAGCCUUAUGGCUUCCCAAAAAGCUAGCCAUUAUUCAUUGCCCUGGACAUCAGAGAAAUAAUACUAAGAUAGCAGUGGGAAAUAACCUUGCUGACAGAACAGCCAAAAGUGUUGCACUCCAGGAAACAACUGAUGUUUUGGCUGCUAUACUACCAGAACCACCUGAUCCAAACUUACCAAAUGCACCCUGGUACACAAAAGAGGAGAUUCAAUGGGCAAAAAACCAGCCUAUGAGUCAAUGCUUAGAAGGAUGGUGGCACUCAUCUGAGGGUAAGUUAAUCCUGCCAAACUCUCUAGCCAGAACAAUCCUUAAAAAGAUUCACAGAGUUACCCACAUGGGAUCUAAGAGAAUGGCAGAUGCUGUCCGUCAAUCAAAAGUAACAUUCCGGGACAUACAUAAGACUAUAGAUGACAUUGUGACUAACUGCAAAGCUUGUCAACUGACUAAUGCCACCAACCAAUCACAACAUCCAGGGACCCGACUUCGAGGUAAGAGACCUGGGGCUUAUUGGGAAGUUGAUUUCACAGAAAUCAAACCUGGAAAAUAUGGCUACAAAUAUCUGCUGGUGUUCGUGGAUACCUUCUCAAGAUGGACUGAAGCCUUUCCCACCAAAGAUGAGACUGCCCAGAUUGUGGCAAAGAAAUUAUUGGAGGACAUUCUGCCCAGGUAUGGCUUUCCUCACAUGAUAGGGUCAGAUAAUGGACCAGCAUUUGUGUCCAAAGUAAGUCAGAAUGUAGCUAAGUUUAUUGGGGCAGAUUGGAGAUUGCAUUGUGCAUAUAGGCCCCAAAGUUCAGGACAGGUAGAGAGAAUGAAUAGAACAUUAAAAGAGACCUUAACUAAAUUGACCUUGGAGACUGGCGCUGACUGGGUGAUGCUCCUCCCCUUUGCCCUCUAUAGGGUCAGGAAUUCCCCUUACCAGCUAGGUUUAACUCCCUUUGAGAUUUUGUAUGGGAUGCCAGCUCCUAUAAUACCCAACCUUAAGACUGAUGCUAUUGCUGAAAUGGAUGAAGAUGACUUACUUUUUCGGGUCAAAGCCACCCAGUGGGCUCAUAAACAUGUUUGGCCUAAACUACGUGCUCUUUAUGAAGCAGGCCCAGUACCAGAGCCACACAAAUUCCGGCCCGGAGAUUGGGUAUUCGUGAAACGGUUUCGUCAGAAUACACUGGAACCUAGAUGGAAAGGACCCUACAUCAUCUUAUUGACCACUCCUACGGCUAUCAAGGUUGACGGGAUUGCUGCUUGGAUCCAUUACUCACACGCUCGGCCAGCUAACCCGUUCUCCGUCCCAGAGGAUUAUUUGACUCCAGCGGCUCCAGAAUGGAAGGUCUCCAAGGACAACGCCAACCGCUCAAGCUAAAGUUACAGCGUUCCUCCAAUUAAUAACUAUAACUUUAAGUCUCUUUCAGAAUCAGGCAGCCCAUAAUCCACAUCAACCCCUAAAUUUAACUUGGAGCGUUAUCCAUUCAGCUACAGGAGAAAUUAUGAGUUCAACAUCUAAGGUAGCCCCUUGAGGAACCUAGUGGCCCAAUCUCCAGUUUGACCUGUGCCAACUGGCUAAGAGGGAUCAAGAUAUGGAUACACAUUUUAAAAAACUGGUUUGUAUUGGAGGUGGAGGCUGCUUCAUGAGGCCAUUCUCCUUCCCCAGAGAGCCAGGCUGUGGACACAUGACACAAAGGAUGGCCUUGCGAGAUACCCCCUUCUAUGUGUGCCCUGGGGAAGGGAGAUCAAAAUAUGGGGUUAGCACCUGUGGCGAAGCAGAUACAUUUUUCUGUUCAAGCUGGGGGUGUGAAUCCACAGGCAUUGUGCCCUGGCGUCUCCCAGAGAAUGACCUGAUUUCAGUUUCAAGAACGGACCUAAGUGCUAAUCCACUACUUAAAAAAUGCCAAAGCCUAUUUUGUAAUCUGGUACUGAUAAACUUCACUGACAAAGGUAAAGCCUUCCACUCCUGGGAAACUGGGAGAACCUGGGGUCUUAGGCUAUACCAGACUGGAUAUGAUCAUGGAUUCAUUUUUACAAUCAAAUUGCAAGUCACACCACCCAGUACCAUUGACCACCCUGUGGCUAUGGGACCUAAUGAUGUCCUAGCGCCUAGGCCGGCACCUCCAAAGCCAAAUCCUACAAUGGCUCCAGCCCCCGCAAACACUAAGGCUCCAGUUAGUUCCACCUCAAUAAAGCCCCCUUCAGACCCUAAUGACCCCCUUUGGUUAAUGCUGCUGAAUACUUUCCAGAUUUUAAAUGCAUCUCAACCAGAACUUACUUCUUCCUGCUGGUUAUGUUAUGAUGUUAGGCCCCCUUAUUAUGAGGGAAUAGCACUCAUUGAUAGUUAUAUUAUUGGGGAGGCCAAGGACUGUAGAUGGCAGCAGAAAGGACACGCCCGAAUGACUUUACAAUCUAUAAAAGGGCAAGGUGUCUGCCUAGGAAAAGUACCAGCUCCUUUUCAAAAAUUAUGCAACAAAACUGAGAGAGUAACUGCCUCAGAUGAUAAAUACCUGAUUCCUCCCCCUGAGGGAUGGUGGGCCUGUGGAUCAGGGCUGACUCCCUGUGUUAAUGGCAAAAUAUUGUCUGAUCAUAAUGAUUAUUGUGUUUUAGUUCAAUUAGUACCCCGGCUGAUUUAUCACUCACAAGAAGAGGUUCUUAGCCAAUAUGAUGAUGAAAAAGUUCCCCCCCCAAAAAAGAGAGCCAGUCACUGCCGCAACUUUAACUGUUCUAUUGGGACUGGGAUUGACAGGUGCUGGGACAGGUAUUUCAUCUUUAGUGAUGCAAAAUCAGUAUUACAAUAAGUUAAGGGAAUCAAUCGAUGCAGACAUUAAGCAAUUUGAAAACUCAAUUACUUAUUUACAGGAGUCAUUAUCCUCACUGGCUGAAGUGGUGUUACAGAAUAGAAGAGGUCUAAACGUUAUAUUUACAGCAAGGAGGAUUAUGUGCAGCACUAGGGGAAGAAUGUUGCUUCUAUGUGGAUCAUUCAGGGAUAGUAAAAAACUCUAUGACUAAAAUAAGAAAGGGACUAGAAGAAAGAAAAAAACAAAGAGAGGCAAGCCAAAGCUGGUUUAAAACUUGGUUUGAUGCCUCCCCAUGGCUUACUACUUUAAUUUCUACCUUGCUAGGGCCCCUUCUUAUUUUUUUGCUCUUAAUCACUGUUGGACCAUGCAUACUUAAUAAAUUGUUGGGAUAUAUUAAACAAAGACUUGGAAUUAUACAAUUAAUGGUAAUGAGGUCCCAAUACCAACAACUUGGAGAUGACCUUGAACUGUAAGAGCCCAAGAUUGGCCUCUUCAGUUACAUGGAAAGGGGGAAAUGAAGAGUUUAAUUUAGCCAGAAUAUAACUCCAUUUUGAAAUAAAGAUUUUGACUGGGAACUGAAUUCAGGUACCAGGAAAUAUCACAGAGUGUACACCUGGCAGAAAACAAAGUUAACUCUCCUAGCAACAGCCUGCAGGAAAUAUAAUAGAAUAAAUGCUUCAUAGAAAAUAGAGACAAACUCCCUGGCAAUAAUCAAUGGGAAUCGGUUAAAAAUCGGGUGGGAAAAUUCUCCCCAAUGUUUCAGAUAUGGUUUAGAAAAAUAGCCAUUGUGAUUAUAUGCCUUAGCCAUUGUGAUUAUAUGCCUCAGAAAAGUCACCCCGCCCUGCUAAACUUCACCCAAUUCGGUAACGCCAAGGCUUGUGCCCCCCUGCUUGCUGCCAUGGAAACCCCCUGCUCACAGACUUUCCCUUUAAAAAUCCUGUUCACUCAGAGCUCGGGGUCCCACUUCUCUACUGCUGCGCCAGUGAGACUUGGGUCCCGAGUUCGAUCGCUCUCGUAAUAAAGCUCUCUUGCAAUUGCA